AUGCGUUGGGUGGCGUGUAUGGUGGGUGAUAUUCAUCGUAUUUUAUGUCGUAGCGAUCCUAAAAAAGCAGGUCGUCUACGUUUAAUGUAUGAAGCCAACCCAAUGAGUAUGUUAAUGGAACAAGCUGGCGGCGCAUCGACUACAGGUCGUACACGUAUUCUAGAGAUUCAACCGACUGAGUUACAUCAACGUGUUCCUGUUAUCAUUGGUUCUAAGAAUGAAGUUGAGCUUGGAGUAACGCCAGCUAGGGUAACGAAGGUCAAGGCGUUUCAGAUUUUGCCCUUAAACGCGCAGAAGCGGUAUCUAUUCCUCAACCUGGUGGUCAAGAAUCCCUCAAUGUUGCAGUUGCAGGCUCGAUUUGUUUCUUUGAAAUGGUUAGACAACGACUAUAAGAUAUGA
Messenger RNA from Oppiella nova, 399 nucleotides. Lineage: Eukaryota; Metazoa; Arthropoda; Arachnida; Sarcoptiformes; Oppiidae. The record is from the annotation of a GenBank genome assembly.